ACACGUGUUGUUUUCAUGGACAGUUUUCCGUGAUUACAGCUCCGUCAAAGUGUGAUUGUUCUGCGUUGUGUUACAGUCCAGCGUGAAGCCUCAAACAAGUCACAAAUAUGGGGAAGAAACUCAAAGUUGGAAAGACCAGAAAAGACAAAUUCUACCACUUAGCCAAAGAAACAGGUUAUCGGUCUCGGUCCUCCUUCAAACUCAUCCAGCUCAACCGUAAAUUUCAGUUUUUGCAGAAAGCCAGGGCUUUGGUGGACCUGUGUGCAGCUCCUGGAGGAUGGUUGCAGGUGGCGUCCAAGUUUAUGCCUGUUUCAAGUCUAAUUAUUGGUGUUGACCUGGUGCCCAUCAGGGCCAUCCCCAAUGUGGUGACGCUACAAGAAGACAUCACCAGUGAGAAAUGCAAACAGGCUCUUCGAAAGGAGCUGCAGACAUGGAAGGUCGACGUGGUGUUGAAUGAUGGAGCCCCGAACGUGGGAGCCAACUGGCAGCAUGAUGCCUUCUCACAAGCUCAUCUGACCCUCAUGGCAUUGAAGUUGGCCUGUGACUUUCUGAACAAAGGUGGCACUUUCGUCACCAAGGUUUUCCGCUCCAAAGACUACCAGCCGCUGCUCUGGAUCUUCCAGCAGUUCUUCAAGAAGGUGCAGGCGACCAAACCACAGGCGUCUAGGAACGAGUCUGCUGAGAUCUUUGUUGUCUGUCAGGGUUUUGUUGCCCCGGAUAAAAUUGAUGCGAAAUUCUUUGACCCCAAACAUGCGUUCAAAGAGGUGGAGGUUCAGGCCAAAACUGUGAAGGAGCUGAUUCCUGACAAGAAGCCAAAGGCGGAGGGAUACGCAGACGGUGAUCUGACACUCUACCACAGUUUCACAGUGACGUCUUUUCUCAAAGCAGAAAAUGCUAUUGACUUCCUGGGCAAAGCCAGUGAGAUUACCUUUGACAAUCCUGAACUGGAGUCUCACAGCACCACCAGCAUUGAGAUAAAGGAGUGUCUUCGUGACAUCAAAGUUUUGGGCCGCAAAGAACUCCGCCUGCUGCUGAACUGGAGGUCCAAGCUGAGGAAGUACCUGUCCAAGAAACUGAAGGACUCCAAGGAGCGUGACCAGGAUAUCAAUUUAAGUUCUGGUGAAGAAGAGAGUCACUCAGAGGGAGAACCAGACAAGAAGAAAGGGGAAGAUGAAGAGGAAGAUGAAGAGGCAGAAAUGGAGAAGAAGCUGGCAGAGUUGAAAGCUGAGGAGGUGUCUGAGCUCAAACGGAAGAAAAGGAAGCUGUUGAAGGAGCGGAGGAAGCAAAGGGAGAGGGUGGAGCUUAAGAUGGAUCUGCCAGGCGUCUCCAUUGCUGACAGUAACGAUGUAACCCUGUUCUCCCUCACUACCAUCAAGAAGAAAGAGACGCUGGCUAAUAUAUCCAAAGGGGACAUGCAGUUAGCAGACACCCUGAUAGGAGAAGAUGAUGACCUUCACCUGUCCGAUGACGAGGACGAUGAGGCGGAUAAAAUGUCCCUGGCUUCUGAUUUAGAUGAAGAAGACAUGGAGGAGGUGGAGUUGAACCAGAAGGAGCUGGAGAAGAAAGCGCCUAAGAAAAAAGUAACAUUCACUGAGGAGGAGGAGGACAAUGAAGGAGAGGGGAGUGGCUUGCUGGUGGAACUAGAAGGAAAGGAUGAGAAGAGAGAGCGAGAGACCAAUCUGUGGUUCAGCAAGGGCAUCUUUUCUGAGAUCGACCUGGAAGGAGACGCAGAGAGUGAGCUCAGACAGACCCAGUGGCUCCAGGACAAACAAUCAAGCAAAAAGAGGAAAGCUGAGGAGCAGGAGGAGGAGGAAGAAGAGGAGGAAGAGGCUGCUCAGCCAGUGGAGGAGGAGGCGGCAGGACCUUCACAGAAAGCCAAAGAAGAGAGUGACAGUGACUCAGAUGACAGCACCGAUGAUGAAAAGGAGAUUAGCAGGAUGAAGCAUGGCAGAGGUGCUAAUGGUAUGGCAGGAGAGGUCGAGGACGACGACUUCCAAGUUGUUCCUGUUGAAAGCAUCAGCAAGAAAGCCAGGAUCCUGGAUGCAGAAGGUCUGGCCCUGGGCUGUCAAAUUGCUACGUCCAAAAAGAGAGCCAGAGACCUGGUGGACGGCUCCUUUCACAGGUUUGCUUCAUCCGAGGAGGUGUGGGAUGUACCUGAGUGGUUCCUGGACGAUGAACGCAAACACCGGAAGAAGCCAGUGCCAGUUACCAAGGAGAUGGUGGAGGAGUACAAACAGAAGUGGAAGGAGAUUGAUGCCCGUCCCAUUAAACGAGUUGCUGAGGCCAAGGCCAGGAAGAAGAGGAGGAUGCUGAAGAAGAUGGAGUCGGCCAAGAAAAAAGCAGAGGCAGUCGUCAACACAGUGGACAUCUCUGAGAAGGAGAAAAUGUCUCAGCUGAAGAGUAUCUACAAGAAAGCUGGCUUGGGGAAGGAGAAGAGAGAUGUAACUUAUGUCGUGGCCAAAAAGGGAGCCGGCAAGAAAGUGAGAAGACCUGCCGGCGUCAAGGGAGUCUUCAAAGUGGUGGACAGUCGCAUGAAGAAAGAUAUGCGAGGAAUGCAACGGAAAGAACAAAGCGCUAAAGGGCGCAAAGGAAAAGGUGGCAAAGGAAGACCGUCAAAGGGUGGAAAAGGAGGAGUGAAGAGUGGUAGAGGGCGAAAAGGAAAAUAAACUUGAACCUGUAUCACUCUUUAAAGUCCUGCCUUUCUAUUUAACUGUUAAUCAUUACCUGGUCUCAUGUUCUAGGUGAGCAUCUAUUGAACUUUGUGAGCUUAGAUGCCACAGUUUGAGCUCCAACAUGAACUUUGGUCUUUGAUAAGAGCGCCAUCUUUUUGGGCAACCUUGGCUGAGGUUUCUUAAACUCUUUGACACCCAAAUUGUGUGUUUGGGAUAUUGAAAUGCUGGGGUUCUGUGCACGUCUUUCUCAAGAUGUAUAGUAUUUGCCUUGAAUGGAGUGGUUUCACUGAACUGCCGAUCAGUAAAUCAAGUUUCUUCAGAAAUGUAUCUCUUCAUUUUGUAAAUAUAUCUUUGCAAUAAAAAUGUUUGUUGAA
This is a messenger RNA of Scomber scombrus (Atlantic mackerel), 3046 nucleotides long. RefSeq names its product FtsJ RNA 2'-O-methyltransferase 3 (gene ftsj3). The record is from RefSeq and is a predicted model, not a curated record. NCBI's taxonomy places the organism in Eukaryota, Metazoa, Chordata, Actinopteri, Scombriformes, Scombridae. Gene Ontology annotation, molecular function: rRNA (uridine-2'-O-ribose)-methyltransferase activity; rRNA (guanine) methyltransferase activity. The transcript has 21 exons. The coding region runs from base 108 to 2666 and encodes 852 amino acids. Gene Ontology annotation, biological process: maturation of LSU-rRNA from tricistronic rRNA transcript (SSU-rRNA, 5.8S rRNA, LSU-rRNA); rRNA methylation; maturation of 5.8S rRNA from tricistronic rRNA transcript (SSU-rRNA, 5.8S rRNA, LSU-rRNA). Gene Ontology annotation, cellular component: nucleus; nucleolus; preribosome, large subunit precursor.